Messenger RNA from Phyllotreta striolata, 10520 nucleotides. Lineage: Eukaryota; Metazoa; Arthropoda; Insecta; Coleoptera; Chrysomelidae. The record is from the annotation of a GenBank genome assembly.
GCAACAGCAAUUUUUGUCGGCAUAAUGUAAAAUUGAUUUUUUAAUAAAAGACUCUAAUAACGUUUACUUGUGAUACGACCAAAGUAUUUUCUAAUCUCGGUAUUAUAUUUUAGUGACAAACUGUAAAACAAUCAUUACAAAUAUAAUGGAUGAAAAAGAUCCACCACACACAAAGAAUUCGGGGGACUCCGACUCGGAAUCCACGUCUUUAUCCUUACCAAUACUUGACGACUCCAAAAAUAAAUCUGAAGAAAUAUCAGAAGUAUCAGAACAUAUAUCCUCGAACAUUGAUAGUGUCGAAAAUGACCGAUCUUUCCAAGAAAUUGAAAUUAUGAACAAUUUAAUUGAACCCGACGUCGAACACAUUUCACAAGAAAAACCAUGUGCCUUGGAUAAUAGUGAUAAAAGCGAAAUCAGUUUGAAUUUUAUCCAAACCCUUGAAAAUCAGGUUUUACCUAUUUACAAAGAAGACAUCAAUUCUAAUAACUCGUAUAAAGAAAGCCCAAAAGAUGAGAGUUUCGAUAUUUUUGCUAAUUUAGACCUGGACGAUAAAAGCCUAUCGAAGAUGAAGCUUUCAGCAGAUAUCAGUUUGGAUGAAAAGAACUUGAAUGCAACUAAUUUUGCACUUAAUUCAACUGACUCGGAAUUGACUAAACGAAUAAAAGAAUUUGAAGAGCUGGUCGCUUUAAAAGAUAAUGCAAUUGCAGCUUUGACUACUGAAUUAGAUUCCAUAAAAGAAAGCAGCAAUUUAAAUACAGGAAGUACAUUAUCUACCACUGAAUACAAACAACUUCAAGAUGAAUGGCAUGUUAAGAUGGCAGAAUAUACUACCACCAUUUCUUAUAAAAAUGAAAUAAUACAACAAUUGACUGAUUCUUUGGAGCAAUCCGUAAAAGAGAGAAAUGAUAUGGCCCAGGAAAUUCUAGAAUUCAAAAAACAAAUGGAUAAACUAAAACUAAAUAUUAGAAAUGUUGAUGAAGAAAUACCACCGGAUCAAAUUAAAUCUGAUGUCCAAUUAGACAAGUCAUUUGAAUUGAUUUCUCCUCGGCUAAUAAAUGAAAAUUUGAACAACGAAUAUGUUUCAUUAGAAAAGACUUUAAAUUUAACACAACAGAAGUUGUUGCAAAAUUUAAAUUCAAGAUUUAAUGCCAUUUUGGAGGAAGAAAUAGCGAAACAUAGAGAAGUAUAUGACUUGGAAGUUAAAACUUUAAAGGACAAUAUGGCGAUUGAAAAAGAGGAUUUUGAAUCAGAAAUUGCGAGACACAGAAAACUCUUAGAUGAAUUAAAAUCCGGAUCAGCGCAUUUAUUGGACAUCAGAAAUGAGUUAGAAGCUAAACAUUCUCAAGAAGUGGAGGAACUAAGAACAUACUUUGAACAAAAAUGCGCUGAACUAGAAAAAAAUUAUUCUGAUGAAAUAUUCAGUCACCACAGUAGAAAAAUAUCGAGCUCAAGUUGUUCUGAAGCGGAAUUGAAUUCUGAUGUACCGUUUUCAAAUCCAUCCGGUCCCGAAGGAGAUUGUCUUCAUGCAAAUCAAUUGAAUCUUAAUAAAAAAGAUAUCAUUAAUCUACAAAAUGAACUUAACAGCCUCAUUAACAAGAUAAGUAAAUGUGAUUUAGACACCAUUAGCGAUGAAGAUUUUACAAAUUUAAAAUCAGAAAUUGGUCGAUCUAAUCUACUGAGUUUGCUCAAAUUCGAUGCAUCACCUGUGAAGAUUAAACACAAAAUCAGCGAUUCUAAAAAUUAUGAACAAAAAUAUGAAGAAAUGAAAGAUGAAUAUGAGGAUAAAUUAAAUGAUACCAAAGAGAAAUAUGAACGCGAAAUAGCUUAUUUAAGAGACCAAUUGGAAAACUUUGAAAAACGUCUAAACAUUACUUCAACUGCUCAAGAAGUGGGAAGUUCAGGUGAGUUCGAAAUUACUGAGGUUAUUCAGAGCUAUGAAAGAAGGCUACAAGAACAAGUCAGUUUAGCCAAACUCGACAUAAUCUCAGCACUUGAGUUACAAAUACAGCAUUUAGCUUCUAAUGAAACCAGCGAUGACGAAUGGCCCACGGAACUUCUAAGACUUAGAGACAAGUUCAAAGAAAAAUACGAAGCGCAAAUGAAAACGUUGAUACAAGAUCACAAACGUGAGAUCGAAACUCUAAAAGAUGAGCACCUUAAAGUUUUGAACGGAGCAUUGGAGCGAUCCAGAAGAAGGAGUUUGAGAGAUGAUGAUAGCAUAAGUAAGGUGGAGACUCAAGCUAUAAGAGAAAGAGAUAUUCUCCAACGUCAAUUAUCGGCACUUCGAAAACUUCUGGGAGAACUGGUUAGAUAUUUUACGCAAUGUGAAGACGAACUCAACAAUACUUUAGUCGAUGAAUUGUUAAAAAACGGUUUUGACAAGAACCUUACACAAAUAGAAGAAGAGUUGAAUUUGACGAUUUCAAGUCCAAACAGCUCUUCAAAGACAAGUGAUAGUACUGUUACAAGAGUGCACCUUAUUCCGAAUGUAACUGAUUUAAUUAAUUUAAUCGAAAGUAGUUCCACCGAAGAUGGCGAUUCUAGAGAUAUUUCGAUUGAUUUGAAAAACGAACUAGAAUUAUGUCUCGAAAAAUUAAAACAUGAAGCUAACGCGAUUUUGGCUCUUACAAAUAACAUUCGAUCUUCCACCGAUCCCAGUACUAAGAAUUUAAAUCUCGAAGAGCAAGUUUCUUCAUUGACCAGAAAACUGUUCAUCGAAGGCCAAGUUAACGACGACCUGGAAUCCCAGCUCAAGGAAAUCCAGGUGUAUGCUGAAACUUUAGAAAAAGAAAAGGAUCAUAGAAGUGGCCAAAAAGAAAUCAUAUCCGAAAGUUAUGGUGAACAGGAUUCAUUGAUGCAUUGCUCAGAUGUUAGAAAACAAAAAAUGUUUCUAAUUCUAAAAUCGUUUGUAUUUUUUAUGUGCAUUGGCGCACUAAAUUCGGAAUGUUCGUUUUUAAACGAAGUGUUCUCCUGUCACAACACCGACAUAGUCGAUUUGUACAAGGAAUACUUUAGAGAUAAAUGGAAAACUAGUCUGGUUUCCAUAUCGGAAAUCAAAGUGUUCGAUUCAAACAUCUCGAAAAUAGAGUAUUUUUACAAAUUACCGCAGUUGGGCAACAUAACGACGUUGGAAUUUAUAAACUGUCAGCUAUCCAUGAUCCACACGAAUGCCUUCCACGACUUCAAGCGAUUGAAGAAGUUAGAUUUGAGCCACAACCAAUUGAAAGAAGUGUAUUUCACAAUCCUGCUGUCCGUUACAUUGGAAAAAUUAAGUCUCGGCCACAACAACAUCCUGUUUAUAGACAUAAACUUCAGCAAAUGGAAAAACCUGAAAUUGCUGGAUUUGAGUUUCAACCAAAUCACCAGUAUUGAUUUUCAAGUAAUUCGAGCCAUACCGACAAUCAACUUCAGCCACAACAGAAUCAAUUCCAUAGUGCCCUAUCAGAUGCAGUAUUUAGGCGAAUUGGACUUUGUGAAAUUAAAUAUCAGUCGUAACGAUCUCGAUACGUACGACGAACACCAGUUUUUCGUAAUAAUAGACUGGCUAGAUUUAAGUUACAACAACUUGAAGGUGGUUAAUAUGAAGUACUCUAAGAAUUAUUUGAGUCUCGCCCACAGCAAAGUAGUUUCGUUCGAUGAAAAAAUCAGUGUGAAAUACGCCGAUCUGACGGCCGUUGACGGCAUAGAACAAGUCAAAUUGAUAUCCGAUCAUUUAGUAUUGAAAAACAACCGUUUCGGCGAUUUGGCAACGUUUAAAAUAGAUUUGAGGUCAUUUUACGAUAACACCCUUCACCAUCUAGAUUUAUCGAAUUCUUCGAUAACUUCCAUUCCAGAGAAUUAUUUCACAAACAUAAUAGACUGUUACCUGUUGAAUUUAAGUUAUAAUAAUAUCGUAAUGAUAAAAGAACACACCUUCAGGUAUUCGAAUAUACAACACGUGGAUUUGAGUCAUUCGAAUGUGAAAUCGUUGGAAGUUGCGAGCUUGAAGGACGGUAUUUUUGGGGUUUUUAAAUUGAACAACAAUAAAAUAUCCGGUUUGAACAGGGCUUUUCAGAACACGUCCAUUACUCACGUCGAUUUGUCAUUCAAUUUACUGACGCAUUUGAGGGACAGCUUUUUCGAAAAUCUGAGCAACGUAAAAAUAUUGGAUUUGUCUAAUUGUUUCAUAAGAAAAAUCGAUGCAGGAGCUUUUAAAACGUUGGAUUACUUAGAGUACUUGGAUUUGAGUUAUAAUAAUUUAACUGUCGUCGAAUCGAAAGUAUUCGAUCAAUUGUCUAUAGGGUAUUUAAACUUGAAAGGUAACGGUAUAAAAGCUUUAAAUUCGCAUUCGUUUAGUAAUUUACACAACAUAACGGAGUUAGAUUUGUCCGAUAUGAAAAUAGAGACUAUCGCCAAUUCCUGUUUCUAUAACCUGUCGAUUGUUCGAGAAAUAAAUCUUUCGAACAAUAAUAUACAGUUGGUGCAUUCGAAUUUAUUUAUAGAAACACCAGCGUUGAAACGCAUAGAUCUCUCCGAUAAUCCCAUAAAUACAUUGAAUCGUUUUUCGAACAAAAUCAGUCUAAUCGACUUGAUUUUGAGUUUCAAAGGAACGUUGCAAUCAGAUCAAAUUUCAAAUUUUCACAUUGAAAAUUUAACCUUAAAAAAUUCCUGUAUAAAAACUGUAAAAAACGGAAGUUUCAAGGGUUUAUACAGCUUAAAAUACCUUUAUUUUAACAACUCUGAUAUAAAAAACGUAGAAAGUAACGCAUUAAUCGAAUUGUUCAAUUUACAGUUCCUGGACGCCCAAAAUCUCUUUAAAAACAUCAAAAUCCUCAAGGAAGGAAUGUUCCAAGAUUUGAAUAAAGUGGACAAUUUAAAUUUGUCCAACACCAAUUUAUAUUCCAUCGAAUCUAAAGCUUUUUACGGUUUGAAUAGAGCCGAACUGUUACAAUUGAACGAUAACCAAAUUAAAGAAAUCGUCGACGACACCUUCGUAGGUUUGGGCUUUUUAACAGAACUAAAUUUGAGCAACAAUCGCAUCACCACUCUCCAAACGAAUUGUUUUUUCGGUUUGGACAGUUUAAAAAUCCUGCUGUUGUCCGAUAACGGUUUAAAUGACCUCGCUGAGAACAUUUUCGCCCCGUUGAGCCAGCUGGAGAUACUGGAUUUGCAAAAUAACAAAUUAACUGUGUUGCACAACGACCGUUUGAAAGGCAUUCCGAACUUACUGGAGCUGAAUUUAUCGCGAAACAACCUGAAAACGUUGAAAACAGGCGUGUUUCAGUACCUGCCCGAGCUGCGCUAUUUGAAUUUGAUGCUCAACAACCUGGGCGAAUUCGGCUCUCCUCAGCAUUCCUUCAAAUUCGGCGUGCUUUCGAACCUCAAACGUUUGGAGUAUUUGGAUUUGACUUACAAUCAUUUCUCCACUUUGAUCGUUAAGAACGUAUUUAUGUCGUUGAAGAGCUUGAGGCAGCUGCAUUUGAAUCACAACGAUCUGAAAUUGUUCGAUUUCGACUCGUUGUUGGUGAAUUCCAAAGAAGUAGAAUUCGUAGGUAUAUCUUAUAACAAAUGGCAUUGCGAGUAUCUUUCGAAUGUAAUCGAAUUGUUGUACAACAAGAGCGUUAAUUACAUGCCACAAAUUCCUAUAUUCGAUGACGAUAAUAUAGAAGGGGACCCGAUGAAGAGUCUGGCCGAAAUAGAAGAAAAGGCAAGGAAUUUGCUUUCCCAAGAGAAAACCGGAACCGAUCCGGCCUUGCUGCGACUCUUACAUGAAUUCUGUAGAGUAUGUGAGAAAGUUAAGGAGGAAGCUAAAAGAGAUCGGUACGAUCUUAUUAAACAAAUAGAAGCGGCGGAUAAAAAAUACAAAUUCACGCAAAAGUUCUUGGAGGAACAAGCCAUGGAACGGGAGCAAGAAAGGGAUGAGGCUCAGAAGAGAAUCGACAGUUUAAUUAAUCAAUUAAAAGAUAGAGAUAAGGACAAGGCCGCUUUAGAAAGGACCAAUUCAGAAGUGGAGCGGUUGGAGCAUCAAUUGCAAGAAAAAAGCGCCGCUUUGGAGCUAGCACUGAGCAAACUCAAAGAGGUGGAAUCCGAAAGAAAGGAUUCCAUAGAGAAGAAUAUCAUAUUGCGCGAGAUAAUUCGCGAUUUAGAAUCGCAAACGGAAUCGAAAUCGAAGGAAAUCGACCAGUAUGUGACAGCCGUUAAGAAAUUGCAAUGUAUAGUCGAGCAGCAGGACAAAGUAAGCGAGAAAUUGGCCGAUAAUUCAACUAGAAAUAUUACAGAUGUCGAUGAUCUCUACAAACACUUAGAUGAUUUGGAAAACGAAGUGCAGACGUUGAGAUUGCAAAGUGAACUGGCCGGUAACGAAGGAGCUAGCAAACAAUUUAGAAAACAACUCUAUGAAAUCGAAUGCCAAGUAGAUAGGAAAACUAAAGAGUUGGAAACACUUCAUUCGACUGGCAGUACUAAUUGCAGCUCGCCUUCUGAAGACGUUUCAGCUCGAGAAGUGGUUUUUCCAAAGAGUCCGAAAAAGAUGGAAGACUGCGAAGUCCCGCUGCAACAACUCGCGAGGCUAAAGGAAAAAUUAAUAAGGCAUUCUAGGGCCGAAGAUGCCGCAAUGAAGAGAAUAAGGGAUUUGGAAAUGCAAGUUUUCCGUUUAAAACAAGAAGCUGAGGAAACAUCAGGCGAAAGGGAAUACCUGAGGAAACAAAUCCAAGAGCAACUAGUUCUCAUCUCCGAUUUGCAAAUCAGACUCGACGAGCAACGCAUACGAGGGGACAACAUCGAAAAGCAGAACAACACCGCGUUCGAAUUGAAAAUCUACGAUUUGCAAAACGAAAUCGCGGCGCUGAAGGAAAAGUUGCAGCAAAAGGAGAAGGCGAUCGGCAAUCAGCAGGUUUUAUUGGCGGAGACUCAGGAGAGAUUGAGAAAUUUGGAGAACGAACUGGCAACAUCCAAAGACGACGAAUUGUUGGUUGGCAUGCAAAAGGAGAUCGAAAUGCUUCGGAAAGACAACGGUGAAAUGAAGGAUAAGAUGCAAAACGAUGCUAAUAUGGUACCGAAUCUGGUGGAAAACAUAAUAUCCGAUAAGAAUUCUGAUAUGGCUAGAUUAAGAAUGAAAUUAGACGAUACCGAGAAGUUGCUAGAAGAGUACACUACGCUAAAAUUGGACAAAAAGGAUUUGCAAACUUUAGCUAACAUCAAAAAUAACGGGACUAGUUUAGAAGAGUUGUUUAGUAUACUAGACCUGAGCCGAGGCGACACGAUUAGAAAAAUGGAACAAACUGGUAACUUUAGUACACCGAGUUUGUUCGCACAAAAGAAAAUACAGGAAGAAAAUACGCUUGCACCAGAUAUAUCGGCUAUAUUAGGGCCCGGUCAUCAUUCCGGCGACGUGCAAUCCAGAAAUUCAACGGAAUUAUCUAAAAAAGUUCACUUUGAAGAUGAUUUCAAAAAAGAAAUCGCCGACCUGAAAAACCAAAUAGAAACUAGAGAUAACCGUAUCAAAGAGUUUGAUGAAAAAAUGAAAAUUCUCAAUAAUUUAGAAUCCAAAAUAGAAAAACUGCAAGCGGCUCUUGACGAAACCGAAAAAAUCCUGUCGACGACGAAAGAGACCUUCGAAAUGGAACAGAAAGAACUAAAAGAAAAAAUCAACAAUCUCACCGUAACCAUCACCGAAAAGAAAUUGCACUUAGAGGAAGCGCAGAAACGCAUACAGAUCUUGGAAGACGAUUCUAAGCGAAAGGAUACCGCGUAUCAAGAUUUAGUUAGAGAAAAUAAAAAACUGGAUAAAGAAUUAAAUACCACCAUCAAUCUGCUUAAAAGCAAAUGUGAAGAAUUGGACGUACUAACAACCCAGCAUUCACUAAAAUCGUCGGAAGUAGCGGCUUUGCAAAAACGGAUUAACCACAUUUCAGCCGAGUUGUUCGAAUCCGAUUCUCGUUAUAAAAAACUAAAAGAAACCCUGAAAAAUAACGAAGGCGAAAUGGACAACUUGCACCGAGAACUGGACAGUAAAUUGGACCAAAUCGAGUCUAUAACCAACGAAUUGUCGAACACCAAAGAGAAGUUGAGUAAGAAGCGGAAAAUUGUAAGAGAACUGCAGGAUUCCGUCGAGAGUCAAACGAAACAAUUAGAUAUUUUACAAGGGCAACGGAAACAACAAGAUGAAAUCAUAUUAGAUAAAAGUGCCGCUACCGAUAUUCUAACCGAAGACAUUGAUAGAUAUAAAUUGGACAUUUCUAUCCUAGAAAACGAAAUUAAAAAGCUAAAGCAAGGCGAUGUGGCUAAACUCAAGAAUCAAUUGGAAGAAAAAGAGACUAAAUUAAGCGAACUAAACGGAGAACGUAAUCGUUUAGAAGAACUAAUAAAAGAAAAAGAAAAAAUAAUCGUUCAAAUGACGGAAGACAGUCACCAAUUACACGCUAAUUUGACUUCUAUACAAAGCAAAAUCAACGAGUCGGGUAAUUUGAUAGAUUUGGGUAGAAAGCUUAAGAAAGAACAGAAGAAAACGGCGGAAUUGAUGCAGGAAAUACACAGUUUAAAAGCUCAACUAAUGCAAUACAGAAGCAACGACAUGACCUCGUCCGUCGACGAAAUCGCCGAUCAAUUGAAGAAAGAACUGGACUAUUCCAACAAGAUAGAUUCUAGUAUACUAAUCGCCGUCAGCGAUCAAAGUUUAAAUUCUAUUUCCGAGACGCACGACGUGGAAACCUACAAAAAAGCACUUGCUAAGGAGAGACUGAAUAAGAAGCAACUACUCCAGCACGUUCACAAACUCCAAUCGAAAAUCAACGCUUUGCAAGACGACUUGGAUAAAGAACGAUCCGCCUUAAAUCAAAACAAAAUCGAAGAAGCUCGAGUAAUACAAGAACUGAAAAUUCAGCUGCACACUUUGAUGAAAAACGACGAGGAACUGAAGAAAUCUUUGCGCGAUAAGAAUACCGAGAAAGAAAAUUUGGAAGAGGAAUUGAAUCGGUUAAAGGCGAAGAACAGUCAAUCGGAGUCUACAGAGUACAAAAAAUUGCCCAGCAACGAAGCUAUCGAAUUGAAGCAGUUGCGAAGGAAUUUCGAUGUUCUACAGGGCGAAAAAAAUCAGUUAACCAACGAAUUGAAUAAUUUAAAGCGAUCCCAAUUAGAAAUGGAGACCGGUUACAAAUGCACAAAGGAUAUGUUGGCGUUGGAAGUGCAAAGAAAAAACAAAUUUGAAGAGAAAGUCCACGUCUUGCUGGUUAGAGAAAAGGAACUAAAAGACAGUUUGAUGCGGAAGAAUUUAGAAAUGGAGCGAGUAGUGGAUGAAAUGUCGCAAGAGAAGGCGGAUUUGGUCAAGCAAAAACUGGAGUUGCUUCAGCGAUUGAAAUGUAAUAACCCGUUCAAAGCUCGGAAUACCGCUAAUAAGCAACCCUCCGGAGACGAAUUCUUGGAGAAAAUCGAAGAACUAAACAACGCGCUUAUCGACAAUAAAAAAUUUAUAGAUCUAAUAUCGAGGUUGACAAACGAAAAGAAACGAGUGGAGUACGAGUUGGAUAUAGCCAAAAGGUCCAAUAAAGAUUUCAACAUGCAGGUAUCUACUAACGACCUUAUGGCCAGGGCCGAUUAUUUGUUUGCUAAAACGCUUAAACUGGAGAGCAUAAGGAAAGCACUAGUGUUUCAAAAGAGCUACCUCAUGGGUUACCUAAUUUCCCACAAGAGGGAAUGUUCCGUUAGUGCCUUACCCGACCCGAUUGUUCAGAGGCAACAAUUUAGAUUGGAAUUUACCUUAAAGCACCGAUUUAGAGCGCACGUUUUUGCUGUAAUUUCGCUAAUAAGGAUGAAGUAUUUGGUCAGAAGAUGGAACAGUGGGGUACGAUUAGCCGGUAACAUAAACUCCAGGCAUUACAGGCAUGCGGGCGAUGCCAAUGAGCUUGCUUAUCAAGCUUCUUCGACCCGGUUUCAAGUGGGACAACCAGUAUCUAGUCAGUUCUUCCAGAAUGUUCCAUCAGCCGCACCGGCGACAAGGAAUCUUAAUCCGUUUCGCCAACAAGAGACUGAUAUCGUAGAGGAAGAUCCUUGGUCGGGGAAUUCACCACCUUCGAAAGAAAACUAUCCAUUUAGAUCAAAACAAGAAGUGCCUCAAGUAACGCAAUUACUGGAUCAGUUUGCGGAACGCUUCGAGAAUAUUCAAGAAAAUUUGCGACUGAAUAAUUAAGGGAGUAUUAGUAAGUAGAUUAGACAACAAAUUUGUUUUUAUUGUUAUAUUAUUAUGAGCCUGCUUCUUUAAAAAAAUACGUUUUAAGUGUUACUAUGAACUAGGUUAAGUUUAGGUUUUUUUUAUGUUUACUAUAAAAUGUCCAAGAUUUUUACGAAAGUUGCGUUGUUUACGGAUUAUUGGAUUGAUCUUAUUUGUAAAUUUUUACAUUUUUGAAAAAUAUGGACAUACAAAGCUUGGACAAAUUUAAAUAUCGUUUAGUUUUCUUUCUUUUUUAUUAAAAAUUUUGUUUUAUCGAACAUUUCUAUUUUAAUUGGAGUUCUAAAUAACGCAAAAAGGGUACAAAAAUAAUGCUCGG